AUGUAUAGCCAUGAUGCAGGGGAGGAGUAUCCUGAUGUCAAUUGGGAUGACCUCAAAUUUGGGGUAAUUCCAACUGAUUACAUGCACACCAUGAAAUGUUCCAAAGCCAAAGGAGAUGACUUUUCACAAGGAUAUCUCACUCCCUAUGGAAACAUUGAGCUCAACCCAUCUGCUGGAAUCUUGAACUAUGGACAGAGAGAUUGUGCAUGCCCAUCUCCUUCUACUCAACCAUUCAUUGAUGCUAUAAAGCAAACAGUCCUAGCCAACAAGCGUUGGCUAUUGACAUUUUCACUUCGGACCCUGCACUUCUGGGAUUUACAAUUCGACUACUUGGUACCACCUCUAGGGAAAGGAACACUUUAUCUUAGGCCGCUGCUCAUGGGAAGUGGAUCUGUUCUUGGUAUGGGGCUGGCCCCAGAGUAUACAUUCCUAAUAUUUGCUUCUCCAGUUGGAAAUUAUCACAAGAGCAGGGCAGCCCUCAACUUGUAUGUUGAGGAUACUGGAGGUGUCAAGUCUAUCACCAGUUUACCUAGCACAAAAGACAGGGCCGAAGGGUACUCUGAUGUCUUACGCCUGGAUUCUGGCAAUGUUACUUCAACUCCAGCAAUAUAUGGAACUGUUCUUCCUGGAAUUACUCGUAAAAGCAUCAUCGACAUUGCCCUUGAUUUUGGUUACCAGGAACGCGUAAUCCCAGUGGAGGAUUUGCUUGAAGCUGAUGAAGCUUUUCUGCACAGGAACUGCCGUGGUUGUCAUUGGUGCUGUAACUUAUCAAGGCAAAAGGAAAAAGAGCAUUAUCUCAGAAACUAUAUGAAAUUCACCAGAAUCCAAACAGGUCGACUGGAGGACAAGAAGGGAUGGACCAUGGAGAUCUACUAG
Messenger RNA from Prunus armeniaca (apricot), 876 nucleotides. NCBI's taxonomy places the organism in Eukaryota, Viridiplantae, Streptophyta, Magnoliopsida, Rosales, Rosaceae. The record is from the annotation of a GenBank genome assembly.